AUGGUUAAAAAUACAGACUUGUCUUCAGCUAUAAGCAUUAGUGAUGAUGAUUCUGACUUUUCACCAGACUCUGUUUCUUCAGCUAUUACAAGUUGUAGUGAUCGCGCUAAAGAAAGGGUUAAAGAAACAGUUAAAGAUAUGGUUAAAAAUACAGACUUUUCUUUGGCUAUAAGCGUUAGUGAUGAUAAUUCUGACUUUUUACCAGACCCUGUUUCAUUAGAUGAAGAUUCUAAUCUUGGUUCAAAAUUCAAAGCCAAAAUUAUAAUUAAAUAUAUCAAUAAUAAUAAUUUGGAUAAAAAUAACAUUCAAGUCUCUUAUAAAAUCAAUAGUCGCAGACAAGCAAUAGCUUUAGACGACAAAGAUGAUUAUAAUACGUUUAUUAGUGAAUGUAAAAAAAUAGCAACGUCAAGCAAAUAUAUGAAAUUAAUUGAAGAAUUCAGUGAUUUGGAUAAACAAACACCAAAAAAAAUAAUUAAAAAAUUAAAAACAGGUUUUGUACCCAAAGAAUCCAAACUUAGUAAUGAUGAAAUCGAACUAGCCAAUUUUAUUACAGAAAUUAGAUCAAAAUAUCAAUGCAACAUUCACGCUACGCCUGUUAUAUUGAAGAUGAUAAACAUCUUGCAUUAA
Messenger RNA from Racocetra fulgida, 627 nucleotides. The record is from the annotation of a GenBank genome assembly. Lineage: Eukaryota; Fungi; Glomeromycota; Glomeromycetes; Diversisporales; Gigasporaceae.